AAUGGGUGCCCGUCACUAAACUGGGCCGCCUAGUACGCGAAGGCAAAAUCGACAAGCUUGAGAGCAUCUACCUCUUCUCUCUCCCCAUCAAAGAGUUCGAGAUUAUCGACUUCUUCCUUGGCGCAUCGUUGAAUGAUGAGGUACUCAAGAUCAUGCCGGUACAGAAACAAACCCGUGCCGGUCAGCGCACCCGUUUCAAGGCGUUCGUUGCCAUUGGAGACAACAACGGACACAUUGGUCUCGGUGUCAAAUGCAGCAAGGAAGUGGCCACAGCUAUCCGUGGAGCGAUCAUCCUUGCCAAAUUGUCUGUCCUCCCAGUCCGCAGAGGUUACUGGGGUAACAAGAUUGGAAAACCACACACUGUACCUUGCAAGGUGACCGGAAAGUGUGGGUCUGUCACUGUAAGGCUGAUCCCGGCUCCCCGUGGUACUGGUAUUGUGUCUGCUCCAGUUCCUAAGAAGCUGCUUCAGAUGGCUGGUGUACAAGACUGCUACACAUCUGCUCGUGGUUCCACUGGUACGCUGGGUAACUUUGCUAAGGCCACUUAUGCGGCUAUUGCAAAGACCUAUGCUUACUUGACACCUGACUUGUGGCGUGAUAUCCCACUGACCAAGUCACCAUAUUCGGAAUUAAAAGUUUAAACUAAUAACAAAAAUAAAAGUUUGACACAUGAA
This is a messenger RNA of Papilio polytes (common Mormon), 674 nucleotides long. RefSeq names its product 40S ribosomal protein S2 (gene RpS2). Gene Ontology annotation, cellular component: cytosolic small ribosomal subunit; ribosome. Gene Ontology annotation, molecular function: RNA binding; structural constituent of ribosome. Lineage: Eukaryota; Metazoa; Arthropoda; Insecta; Lepidoptera; Papilionidae. The record is from RefSeq and is a predicted model, not a curated record. Gene Ontology annotation, biological process: translation.